Messenger RNA from Acipenser ruthenus (sterlet), 2176 nucleotides. It is a transcript of the gene uts2r1, whose product is annotated as urotensin-2 receptor. Gene Ontology annotation, cellular component: membrane. The record is from RefSeq and is a predicted model, not a curated record. The transcript has 3 exons. NCBI's taxonomy places the organism in Eukaryota, Metazoa, Chordata, Actinopteri, Acipenseriformes, Acipenseridae. Gene Ontology annotation, biological process: neuropeptide signaling pathway; regulation of blood pressure; blood vessel diameter maintenance. Gene Ontology annotation, molecular function: urotensin II receptor activity. Bases 455 to 1552 code for a protein of 365 amino acids.
UACUAGACACAGUCUGCUUGCAAGACAGCUCCUCCUAAAAAAAGAAAUAACUUUAAAAAUCUUCAAUCAGGAAUCGGUAGUAUGUGAAAGAUCCAGGACUGUUAGAAGCUGUACCUGCUAAAGAAAUUAAAAGGGGAAAAAGGAUUUGUUUGCUGUGGUUUCACUGGAUUUUUUAAAAUUGAUAUUUCAUUCCUAAUGUCUCAUAAUCUUUGCUUCUGCGACUUUAAGUUUUCAAUAUUUUGAAAAGCUCUGUUCCUACUUGACUGCUGUCUCCUUGGAUUCUAAAGCAAUACAUGAGUUUGAAUUUGACACAAUUAUUAAUGACACAACAGCUUCAUACACCAUUGGGAUUAGAAUAAUGGCAAGUACAUGACUCAAUAGAAUUAAGUACUCAAGGGUGUAUUCCAGUGGGCAAACUUACCUUAAACCCCUUUUCUCCAUUCAUCUUCCUCAGAUGGCUACAGAAACCAGUGAAGGGACCUCUUUUGAAGUGAUCAUGAACGGUUCUAUCAAUGGAUCCACUGCCGGGCCACAAGGAUCCAGUUCCAUGGAAGAUCUGGUGGUCACUUUCUGCAUCGGGACCAUCCUGUCCUUCAUGUGUGUGAUUGGGGUCACAGGCAACAUGUACACCUUAGUGGUGAUGUGCCACUCCAUGCGCUCAGCUGCCUCUAUGUACAUCUACAUCAUAAGCCUUGCCCUGGCAGACCUUCUUUAUCUCAUCACUAUCCCUUUCAUCGUCUGCACCUACUUUAUGAAGGUAUGGUACUUUGGGGACAUCGGCUGCAGAAUCCUUUUCAGCUUGGACUUCCUGACCAUGCAUGCCAGCAUCUUCACCUUGACAAUCAUGAGCACUGAGCGCUACUUUGCUGUUCUCAAGCCCCUGGACACGGUUAAGAGGUCUAAAAGCUAUAGGAAAGCCAUUGCUCUAUUGGUCUGGGCAGCUUCCUUUUUACUGACUCUCCCUAUGAUUAUCACAAUCCAACUUGUGCAAAUCGGGGAUAAGAGCAUCUGCCACCCAACUUGGAACCCUCUCUCCUACAAGAUCUACAUCACCAUACUCUUCUGCACCAGUAUUGUAGCCCCAGGGGUCAUCAUCGGGUAUCUUUACAUCCGUUUAGCCAGGACUUACUGGAUCUCCCAGACAGCUACCUUCAAGCAGACCAAGAGACUCCCCAACCAGAAGGUUCUGUAUCUCAUCUUCACCAUUGUUUUGGUCUUCUGGGCUUGCUUCCUGCCAUUUUGGAUCUGGCAGCUCAUAGGCCAGUUCUAUGAGUCCUUCCCGGUCUCCUCUAAGGCGAAGAGGAAUAUCAACUACUUGACCACCUGCCUGACCUACAGCAACAGCUGCAUUAACCCGUUCCUCUACACGCUGCUGACCAAGAACUAUAAGGAGUAUCUGAGGAACAGGCAGAGGGCUUGGGCCAGCACUGGCUAUUUUAACAGGCGGAACCGCUCCCAGAGGUCACAGCGGAGGUCCUUGUCCUCCAGCAGCCAGCACUGCACAGAAUCAUUCAUGCUGACACAUGUUGCAGGGGGCAACAGCAGCUUUUAAGGGGAGGACGGAAUGCGGCAGUAGUGUUUCAGGAUGACCCGGACAGUCCAAUUCUGCCCACCACCCCAGCACCAACCCAGAAGAAAUUAAAGGAUUUUCCAGGUGUUUUUUUUUGUUGUUGUACUGAAGACAACUUAUUUAAGAUGGUUUCUUAAGCACCUCUCUUGAUUAGCAAUGGAUACAAUCCAGAAUCAAAUCUGAACACUCAAAUUCACUUGCCAGAGCUGAAGAUGUUACUUUUUAUUUUUUUUACAAAGCAGAACACUAAGGCCCAGAUAUUCGAAAGGUUUGCACACUGUGCAGAGGGUUAUGCACAUCGCAAAUGGCUGUUAUAUUCUAAACAACUACCUUUAUAAGGCAGGGAAGCUUUAUUUUAAUAGACACAUACAGCAGUAUAUCAACCCUAGAUCGAUCAAGCAACAGUUUGCACCUCCUUACCUUGCAUUCACAUAGAUUUCAAUAUCAAAGACACUGCUUAUACAAUAGUAGGCUAGGCUACUGAUUACUUUAUUGGUACAUUUUGUCGGUGUUUUGAAUGUAAAAUGUAUGAAAAGUGCUCCUUUCUUCCACUGCCUGUUCAGACCAUUUUAUUUAAGUUGAAUUAAUUGCCCCCCAGAUUUGUCA